UGUGAUUUUAAUCAGCAGCUGCCACUGAUAGAAGCGCAAAGGUUUGUGUUGGAUUUGAGACUGCAGCACUACAGAUACUGAAGGCUUAUUUUAUAGGGGAAACAAAUGGAUCUUAACUCUUCAAAGGAUAUGAAUUUAUGGAAAGCAUUUCAAUAACAUGAUUUUUACCAGUCCUUCAUGUGUGCAUUCCUAUCUGGAUCCCACAAAGCAGGUUUAUAGUUCUGCUGGAUCAGACCAUGGAGAACUAAGGAAGCUGGAGAAGUGCUCUGUAGCUCAGGUUGAGAUUUAACCAGAGAUGGGCUCCUUUUACAAGAUUGCUUAUAUAAAGCGAAGAUAACACCAGCUGGGUUCAUUUGAAAGAGGACAUCUUGGAAAGAGCUGACGGCGCUGCUUUUGGAAUAAGACUGGAAUGAAAAUCUGAAAUAAUUAGCACCUUCCUGCCCGUCUCGUAGAUCAUUGCAAGAAAUGGUGACUCUUGCUGUUUAUCUGCUGGUCAUUUUGGCUCGAGGUCUUGCAGGGGGGCCUUGCACUCCAAAUAAAGCAGAUGUAAUUCUAGUAUACUGCUAUCCUAAAACCAUCAUUACCAGAAUUCCAGAGUGCCCUUAUGGAUGGGAGGUUAAUCAGCUGGCACUUGGAGGCAUUUGCUACAAUGGGAUCCACGAUUCAGGAUAUUACCAAUUCACAAUCCCAGACCUGUCACCUAAAAACAAAUCAUACUGUGGCACACAGUCAGAGUUCAAGAAUCCCAUAUACCACUUCUACAACUCCAUCGUCUCCAAUGACUCCUCAGUGAUUGUGAAGAACCAGCCGGUGAAUUACUCCUUCACCUGCUCAUACAAUGCCAACUACCUGGUGAACCAGGCUGCCUUUGACCAAAGGGUGGCCACUGUCCAUGUGAAGAACGGGAGCUCAGGCUCAUUUGAAAGCCAGCUGUCCCUCAACUUCUACUCUAAUGCCAAGUUCUCAAGUAUAAAGGAAGCCCCCUUUGUGGUUGAAACAUCAGAAAUUGGUUCUGACAUAUUUGCUGGAGUGGAAGCCAAGGGCUUAAGUGACAGGUUUAAAGUUGUUCUCAACAACUGCUGGGCAACCCCCUCCUCAGAGUAUUUCUACCAGAUCCACUGGCCUUUGAUCACCAAGGGGUGUGCCACGGACUACUCCAUCCUAGUGCACGAGAACGGCAAAACGAACCGGGCCACGUUCCAGUUCAACGCCUUCCGCUUCCGCAACAUCCCCAAGCUGUCCAAGGUCUGGCUGCACUGCGAGACGCACAUCUGCGACAGCGAGAAGUUCUCCUGCCCCGUGAUAUGUGACAAGCGAGGGCAGCGCGCGGAACAAACCGGAGGCGUUCUGGUGGCGGAGAUCACCGUGCGCAGCAAAGGUUUAUCCAGAUUUUACACACUCUCAGAUGUCAUCUUCCACCUACUUUUUGUGAUUGGAUUUUCUGCUGUUUUAUUAUAAAAUCAGCCCAGCUGUACUUUGUAACUUUCCUCGAUCCUGUUUGGACCUGGAC
Melospiza melodia melodia is the source of this 1510-nucleotide messenger RNA. RefSeq names its product tectorin beta (gene TECTB). The record is from RefSeq and is a predicted model, not a curated record. Gene Ontology annotation, cellular component: cell surface. Gene Ontology annotation, molecular function: extracellular matrix structural constituent. The transcript has 12 exons. NCBI's taxonomy places the organism in Eukaryota, Metazoa, Chordata, Aves, Passeriformes, Passerellidae. Bases 466 to 1458 code for a protein of 330 amino acids.